AAUCCUACCAUUCUUUCAGCUCAAGCUGUUACUUUUCUGCUAUUUGUGCUCUCCAAGUUUUCUUAAUUGCGGAUCCAUAAAUCUGCCUCACAAGGUAGGGAGAUAUGGAGGGGACUCGAGGGAUGGGCCUCAAGUAUGUGGACUCACAAUGCUCUCUGUCGGAGCUUGACGAUAUCGAUCUCUCUCGGCUUCUCGACAAGCCAAGGCCGUUCCUUGAAAGGCAGAAAUCCUUUGACGAGACGUCUCUAAGUGAGCUCUCAAUCGGUCUUAAGUCUCUUAACCGAGGAAGCACUGAUAACUUUGAGACGAUUUACUCACCUUAUGGACGCUCAGGUUUGGACACACCGACUUCGUCGGCUCGGAACUCUUUUGAGCCUCAUCCAAUGGUGGGUGAAGCCUGGGAAGCCCUCAGAAGGACUAUAGUGUUCUUCAGGGAUCAACCUGUAGGGACGAUUGCUGCUCUUGAUCAUUCAGAGGAUGCUCUGAACUAUGAUCAGGUGUUCGUGAGAGACUUUGUGCCAAGCGCUCUGGCUUUCCUAAUGAAUGGAGAGCCUGAUAUAGUUAAGAAUUUUCUGUUGAAGACUCUUUGUCUUCAAGGUUGGGAGAAAAGAGUAGACCGUUUCAAGCUUGGGGAGGGUGUGAUGCCUGCUAGUUUCAAAGUGCUUCAUGAUUCUGCCAGGAAAACGGAUACUCUAGUAGCAGAUUUUGGUGAGAGUGCGAUUGGAAGAGUUGCUCCUGUUGAUUCAGGGUUCUGGUGGAUUAUUUUGCUCCGAGCCUACACGAAGUCGACUGGAGAUUUGUCGUUGUCUGAAACACCUGAUUGCCAGAGGGGAAUGAGGCUUAUUCUGACACUGUGUUUGUCCGAGGGAUUUGACACGUUUCCUACCCUGCUUUGUGCUGAUGGAUGUUGUAUGGUUGAUAGAAGAAUGGGAAUUUAUGGUUACCCUAUUGAAAUCCAAGCACUGUUCUUUAUGGCAUUGAGGUGUGCAUUAUCGAUGCUUAAGCCAGAUAAUGAAGGAAAAGAGUGUAUAGAGAAAAUUGUGGAACGCUUGCAAGCUUUGACUUUUCACAUGCGGAGUUACUUCUGGAUUGAUUUCGAGCAACUUAACAAGAUAUAUCGUUAUAAAACAGAGGAGUAUUCUCAUACAGCAGUUAACAAAUUCAAUGUUAUUCCUGAUUCAAUUCCAGAUUGGGUAUUUGAAUUUAUGCCAACCACUGGUGGAUAUUUUAUUGGAAAUGUCAGUCCAGCAAGGAUGGAUUUCCGAUGGUUUGCUUUAGGUAACUGUAUUGCUAUUCUUUCCUCCCUUGCAACUCCUGAGCAAUCCACGGCUAUAAUGGAUCUUAUCGAGUCAAGGUGGGAGGAGCUUGUGGGAGAAAUGCCCUUAAAGGUAUGUUAUCCUGCAAUAGAACACCAUGAAUGGCUAAUUGUAACUGGGUGUGACCCUAAGAAUACAAGAUGGAGUUACCACAACGGCGGAUCUUGGCCAGUGCUUUUGUGGUUUCUGACUGCUGCUUCCAUCAAAACUGGACGACCACAAAUCGCAAGACGGGCAAUUGAUCUUGCUGAGAGCCGUCUGUUGAAAGAUAGCUGGCCGGAGUAUUAUGAUGGUAAAUCCGGAAAGUUGAUUGGUAAGCAAGCAAGGAAGUUUCAGACAUGGUCAAUCGCUGGAUAUCUGGUUGCAAAGAUGAUGCUGGAAGACCCUACACAUUUGGGGAUGAUUUCACUGGAGGAGGACAAGCAGAUGAAGCCCGUAAUUAAAAGAUCUGCCUCUUGGACUUGCUGAAAGUUAAAAAGAAACACAAAAGAAGGCAAAAAGAGGAUUAAGUGAGGCCCUUCUCUUUUUUCCCCCUUCUUUAUUUAUAACACCACCUAUUCUUUGGCCAUCUUUUGUCGUUUUAGGGCUUGGUUGACAAUAUGGUUUUGUGUACAUUAGUUUCCUGUGUCAGACAUCUUGCUUUUCAAAUAAAGAUACAUUUUGAUAUUUGAUUUUCAGCUUA
Telopea speciosissima is the source of this 1998-nucleotide messenger RNA. RefSeq names its product probable alkaline/neutral invertase D. The transcript is spliced from 5 exons. The coding region runs from base 105 to 1784 and encodes 559 amino acids. The record is from RefSeq and is a predicted model, not a curated record. Gene Ontology annotation, molecular function: sucrose alpha-glucosidase activity; endo-alpha-N-acetylgalactosaminidase activity. Lineage: Eukaryota; Viridiplantae; Streptophyta; Magnoliopsida; Proteales; Proteaceae. Gene Ontology annotation, biological process: sucrose catabolic process.